Myotis davidii is the source of this 2731-nucleotide messenger RNA. It is a transcript of the gene IL18R1, whose product is annotated as interleukin 18 receptor 1. Gene Ontology annotation, molecular function: interleukin-18 receptor activity; interleukin-18 binding. The record is from RefSeq and is a predicted model, not a curated record. Gene Ontology annotation, biological process: positive regulation of type II interferon production; interleukin-18-mediated signaling pathway. Lineage: Eukaryota; Metazoa; Chordata; Mammalia; Chiroptera; Vespertilionidae. The coding region runs from base 718 to 2340 and encodes 540 amino acids. The transcript is spliced from 11 exons.
GAAAAACUCAGACCUGGUAUAGGAGCCCCAACGCACCCUUCCUACCUAUUCUACCUCUAAAUUUGUAAUUAGUAGGACAAAACUUGGGUUAGAGUAAGAGCAAAAGUCAACUCAGAUUUGAGUUCUUUGAGUCUGUUUUUGUCUGGAAUGUAUGCAGUUCCCACUUUGUCUCUCCAUUUUCCUAAAAUAAACACAUAUGGGCAUAUGAGUGCAGAAACAGGCACACACAUCCGUACACCUAUUUCUCAUUAAUGACUAUUGAUGAAUGCUUAAUAUGUGCUAAGCAUUGUGCUGGACUUCAGGGAGUCAGUUACGUAAAGUAGACUUAGUUCCUAACUUCUGCAACUUGUGUUCUGAAGCAAGACGAUAGAUGAGAGAAAAAAAAAAAAACAACUGGAACACACACACACACACACACACACACACAUUCCUACAGGGGCAGGAUGUCAAACGUAUUUCAGUAAUCACAGACUGCGUUCAUAGAAUAGCAGAUUUUCUAUAAAUACAGUUGUUCUCAACUUUGUUCUUGGAGGCAGGAUUUAGUAGACCAAGCCCAAAACACACGAGGCUCUCUGUAUUAGAAAAUUGUAUUACCAGGGCUUUCUUCAGGAUGCCAAACUUCAUUGCACUAAAAUUUCAUUAAUUCUACUUCCUGAAAGUUCCAAGAAGACUUGGUGACUAGAUGAAGGAAAACCUUUUGAAGCAGAACCCUAAAACAUGCAUCUGGGACAACUGUCCCUGACGCUUUUGGUGCUUAUGCUUAGGGGCACCUCAGAAACCUGUACUUCACGUCGUCAUAUUAAUGCCGUUGAAGGAGAACCUUUCUUUUUGAAAUAUUGCCCACUUUCUCCUGUGCAUGAACCAAGCACCACAAAAUGGUUCAAAACCAAUGAGUCAGAUGAAAAGGUUGAGCUACGCUUGAGCAGUUCACCCAGAAUUACUUUGCACGAUUAUGUCCUGGAGUUUUGGCCCAUUGAGCUGGAUGACAGUGGAUCUUACGUUUUCCAGAGGGGAAAUCAUACUUAUGAUUGGAAACUGAAUGUCAUCAGAAGAAGUAAACACAGCUGUUUUACUGAAAAACAAGUAACUAGUAAAACUGUGGAAGUUGGAACGGCUUUGCAGGUGGACUGUAGUCAUAGUUACUAUCACGACCUGGUCCACAGAACGGCACUGUAUAAGAACUGUGAAAAGAUAGAGAACAAUAAAAACCCAUCUUUAAAGAAGAAUGCAGAGUUUAAAGACCAGGGAUAUUACACCUGCAUGUUUUUCCUUCAUCACAAUGGAAAACUAUUUAAUGUCACCAGCACCUACAAUAUAACAAUAGUUGAAGAUCGCAGUACUAUAAUUCCAGCUAUUCUUGGACCAAAGAUUAACCAUGUUGAAGUGGAAUUAGGAACAGAUGUGCAGCUCAACUGCUCCGCUUGGCUGAAUGAAAAGGAUUACAUCUAUUGGAACUUCCAUAGAAAAGAUGGGCACGACCCAAAUGAGCAUGAAGGGGAGGAAAUAAAGAUCAGGACUUCAGAAGGCAAAUGGCACGCUUCAAGAAUAUUGAGAAUUGAGAAUAUUAAUGAGAAAAAUCUAAACUUUUCAUAUAAUUGCACUGUGUCCAGCGAGAAAGGCCUAGACACCAAACACUUCAUCUUAGUGACAAAAGGUCGGGGCGAUAUCCCAGGCCAUGUGUUCACGAGGGGAAUGGUCACAGCUCUCGUGAUCUCAGGGGGAAUCGUGUGCCUAGUGAUUGCGGGUGUUAUUUAUAGAAUUGACUUGGCUCUAUUUUAUAGACAUUUCAUGGGAAGAGAUGAAACAUUAACAGAUGGGAAGACAUACGACGCCUUUGUGUCCUACCUGAAGGGAUGCGGACCUGCACACGGGGAGGAGCAGGAGCGUGCCUUCGCCGUGGAGGUCCUGCCCAGGGUGCUGGAGGAGCACUUUGGGUACAAGCUAUGCAUAUUUGAGAGGGAUGUGGCACCUGGAGGAGCUGUUGUUGAUGAAAUCCAUUCACUGAUAGAGCAAAGCCGAAGACUGAUCAUUGUCCUGAGUACAAGCUACAUGCUUAACGAAGUGAGGUAUGAACUCGAAAGUGGACUCCAUGAAGCGCUGGUGGAAAGGAAAAUUAAAAUCAUCUUAAUUGAAUUUACACCCCUCAGUGACUUCACAUUCUUGCCCCAGUCACUACAGCUUCUGAAAUCUCACAGAGUUCUGAAGUGGAAGGCUGACAAAUCUCUCCCAUAUAACUCAAAGUUCUGGAAAAACCUUCUUUACCUGAUGCCUGCAAAAACGGUCCAGCCACGCAGAGGGGAAUGCGAAGCGGAGCCCGUCCUGGCUGGGUCCUGCCCUUAGGGAAGCGAGGGGGGAGCUGCGAGCGCUGGGGGCGGAGGAAGGCGCCUGCUCCCACCUCAGGCAGGGGUGGCUCCUCUGUUUCACUCCAAGGAAAUCCCUCUCCCAGUUCCCCAUGGAGCUUCACCGGCUGCCUGCCUGGAGGAGGCCGUGGAAGCAAGCUGCCCGAGGUCCCAGAAGACCCUGGGACCUACAGAAGGGGCUCUCCUGUCUCCUCCUCCACAGCUAGGCUUGUGGCUGGGGAUUAUGCAAACACCGCAUGCCAUUCAAAAGGGCACUGUAAGAGUUUUGAAUGUGAACCAUUGAACUAAAGGAUUUUAAGUUUGUUACUGGCAUUUCUACGAGCCAGUAGGUGACAUUGGACGGGCACAGUGGCGACACCGACACUCUUGCA